UUAUACAUAUGGAGUAGGUAGGUAGGUAGGACUAAACGUUGAAACAAUUCUUCUCAUUUUUUUUUCUUUCCACUCGCUGCUUUUUAAAUAACCGAUGAAACUUGUAACUAAAGGCCCAUUUUGUGCUGAGAAAAAAGUUCACGAUAUUUUUCUAGCUUCUCACAUUAACCCCUGCGUUUUAACCUCCCUCUAGCUACUUAUAGUUAUAGCUCGUUCCGAACGAGAAAAAAAAAAAAGGGAAAAAAAAAACCCUCAAAUCCAAAUGGACUGGUUUAACCAUAACCACAUGCCCGUUGAGGGCCGGACCAUUCUCCUAACCGGAGGUUCAGAAGGCACCGGCUUCAGCGCAGCGCGCAUCUUCUCGAGCAAAGGGGCCAACGUCAUCAUCGUCUCGAGAAACCCGAUAAAGCUCGAGGAGGCCAUAGAGGCGCUCCGGGCCGCGGCAAAGUGUCCCCGGACGCAGCGCUUCCACACCAUCGAGGCGGAUGUCGCCGAGCCCAACUAUGCGGAGGGCGUGGUGGCCGAUGCGACGGCCUGGAACAGAGGGGUGCCGCCCGAGAUUGUGUGGUGUCUGGCUGGCAUUGCGACGCCGAUGCUGUGGACGGAUGACGGGGCGAUGAAGGCUGCGCGGUAUAACAUGGACGUCAACUACUUCGGCUCGGCCGAGCUGUCGCGCGCCAUGAUGCGCGCCUGGCUGCUCGCCGAGCAGGAGAAGAAGCGGUACCUGAUCCCGGACCCGCGGCCGCCCCCCAAGCACAUCAUCUUCACCGGCCCCAUCACCUCGACCCUGGUCGCCACAGCCGGCCACGCCCCCCACGCGCCCUCCCGGUUCGCGCUCCGCGCCCUCGCCGACGCCCUCGCCAUGGAGACGCGCCUGUACCCCGACCUCCCCAUGGCCGUGCACCUCGUGCUGCCGCACCCCGCCGCCGCCGCCGCCGCCAGCUACGACGAGGCGAGGCCGCACAGCACCAUCGCCCCCCCGCAGAUCAAGGGCGCCGAGACGCCGCAGGACCCCGACGACGCCGCGCGCGCGGCCAUCGCGGGGAUCGAGAGGGGCCGCUACUUCGUCGCGACGUCGUGGCUCGGCGAGCUGGUGCGCUGGGGCGCCAUCGGCGGCUCCCCGCGCAACAGCUGGGUCGUCGACACGCUGAUGGGGUGGGUCGUGCCGCUUGUGAUGGCGUUUUGGAUGUGGGACUUGCGUGCGCAGGUCGCGGCGUGGAAUCAGAAGAAGAAGGUGUUAUGAGAUUAGUAAGGCUAUGUACUAGGCAUGCUAUUUUUUUUUUUUUUUUUUUUUUUUAUAUCACAACUGCAACGUCGUUUAGGUUAGGUAGGUACUGUUAGUUAUGUGGGUUUGUAGGUUAGGGUUAUUUGGUUCUUGCCAAGGAGUUGAAUACGAUCGUUUUUUCUUACUUACAUGAUAAGGAGUGGGUGCGGAGGGUGCGGAGGGUGAUAGGGGGAGAACCCGGUCACGUGGGUACCCUGAGCUAACACACACGCU
Molecule: messenger RNA, 1498 nt
Organism: Hypoxylon fragiforme
Lineage: Eukaryota; Fungi; Ascomycota; Sordariomycetes; Xylariales; Hypoxylaceae
Product: 3-ketodihydrosphingosine reductase tsc-10
Exons: 3
Coding region: 263-1243 (326 amino acids)
Biological process (GO): sphingolipid biosynthetic process
Cellular component (GO): endoplasmic reticulum membrane
Molecular function (GO): 3-dehydrosphinganine reductase activity
Source: RefSeq, a predicted model, not a curated record